Messenger RNA from Fopius arisanus, 849 nucleotides. It is a transcript of the gene Det, whose product is annotated as Deterin. The record is from RefSeq and is a predicted model, not a curated record. NCBI's taxonomy places the organism in Eukaryota, Metazoa, Arthropoda, Insecta, Hymenoptera, Braconidae. The coding region runs from base 112 to 588 and encodes 158 amino acids. The transcript has 3 exons.
UGGGCUUUUGAAAGUUUAGGUGCUUCCAAAACGGUCGUUGAGUGCACAAACUCGCUGCCUCAGCACUUAGUACGUCAGAUAAACAAACAAUCGUGGAAAAUAUUAUUACGGAUGAAGAUAUACGACGUAAAUAACAGCAUGGACAUGCUUACAUCCCUCAACCAAAAAUUCGGGUCCGCAGGAAGACUAAAAACAUUCAAAAAUUGGCCCUUCAAUCACGACGUUCGUUGCAAUCCAAAAGCAAUGGCAGAUGCUGGAUUUUUUGCGGUGGAUGAUCCAGAGGAGCCGGAUUUAGCUGAAUGUUUUUUUUGUGGAAAGCAAUUGGAUGGAUGGGAGGCGACUGAUGAUCCCUGGGAGGAGCACAAAUCGCAUCAGGCCAAUUGUGCUUAUGUUAAAUUAAAUAAAACUACAGAAAACGAAUGGACGAUCAAUGAGACAUUUGCAUUGCUGAAGGAAUACUACAGAAAUCAGGGUAAUCAAAGAGUAAAAUCUCUGAAAGACAAUUGGAACGACGAGAUGAAGUUACUGACGGCAGAAAUUCCCCAACUCUUGCAAAAGUCAAGAAAAAACAAAAAAAUCCUAAAAUAAUUCUGUAUUAGUCAAUUAAUUAUAAGUUAUUUCGAUAUUUGUGAAAUCUUUAUAUUUUUUUAUCUUAAAAGUAUUCCUAGAUAUCAGUGAUGAAAGAUCUCCUGAUCUUGAUGAAUCAAAAAUGGAAAAAAAUCCUCGAAAUAUCGUAUUUUAUUGAAUCUUUCACAUUGAUCAGAAGAAAAAAAGUUCGACAUGUUGACAGCCGAAUAAAAAACUUCCAUCUACUUGAUAGACAUCGAAUAAAUAAUCAUUCAAUCAUAA